AUGCGAAUCAAUCCUACUACUUCUGGUCCUGAGGUUUCUGCGCUUGAAAAAAAAAAUCUGGGACGUAUCGCCCAAAUAAUUGGUCCGGUACUAGAUGUAGCUUUUCCCCCAGGUAAGAUGCCUAAUAUUUACAACGCUCUGAUAGUUAAGGGUCGAGAUACUGUUGGUCAACAAAUUAAUGUGACUUGUGAAGUACAGCAAUUAUUAGGAAAUAAUCGAAUUAGAGCUGUAGCUAUGAGUGCGACAGAAGGUCUAAUGAGAGGAAUGGAAGUGAUUGACACAGGAGCUGCCCUAAGUGUUCCAGUAGGUGGAGCAACUCUAGGACGAAUUUUCAACGUGCUUGGAGAGCCCAUUGAUAAUUUAGGUCCUGUAGAUACUCGCACAACAUCUCCCAUUCAUAGAUCUGCGCCUGCCUUUAUACAAUUAGAUACAAAAUUAGCCAUUUUUGAAACAGGAAUAAAAGUAGUAGAUCUUUUAGCUCCUUAUCGUCGUGGAGGAAAAAUAGGACUUUUCGGUGGAGCUGGAGUGGGUAAAACGGUACUGAUUAUGGAAUUGAUCAAUAACAUUGCCAAAGCUCAUGGAGGUGUAUCUGUAUUUGGCGGAGUAGGUGAACGUACUCGUGAGGGAAAUGAUCUUUAUAUGGAAAUGAAAGAAUCUGGAGUAAUUAAUGAACAAAAUAUUGCAGAAUCAAAAGUAGCUCUAGUAUAUGGUCAAAUGAAUGAACCGCCCGGAGCUCGUAUGAGAGUUGGUUUAACUGCCCUGACUAUGGCGGAAUAUUUUCGAGAUGUCAAUGAACAAGAUGUACUUCUAUUUAUCGACAAUAUCUUUCGCUUCGUCCAAGCAGGAUCUGAAGUAUCUGCCUUAUUGGGUCGAAUGCCUUCUGCUGUGGGUUAUCAACCCACUCUUAGUACUGAAAUGGGUUCUUUACAAGAAAGAAUCACUUCUACCAAAGAGGGGUCCAUAACUUCUAUUCAAGCAGUUUAUGUACCCGCAGACGAUUUAACCGAUCCUGCGCCUGCUACGACAUUUGCACAUUUAGAUGCUACUACUGUACUAUCAAGAGGAUUAGCGGCCAAAGGUAUCUAUCCAGCAGUAGAUCCUUUAGAUUCAACCUCAACUAUGCUCCAACCUCGAAUCGUUGGUGAAGAACAUUAUGAGACUGCGCAAAGAGUUAAACAAACUUUACAACGUUACAAAGAACUUCAAGACAUUAUAGCUAUCCUUGGCUUGGACGAAUUAUCCGAAGAAGAUCGCUUAACCGUAGCAAGAGCACGAAAAAUUGAGCGUUUCUUAUCACAACCUUUUUUCGUAGCAGAAGUUUUUACCGGUUCGCCGGGGAAAUAUGUUAGUCUAGCAGAAACAAUUAGAGGGUUUAAAUUGAUUCUUUCUGGAGAAUUAGAUGGUCUUCCUGAACAAGCCUUUUAUUUGGUAGGUAAUAUCGAUGAAGCUACUGCGAAAGCUACGAACUUAGAAAUGGAGAGCAAUUUGAAGAAAUGA
This is a messenger RNA of Glycine soja, 1497 nucleotides long. The record is from the annotation of a RefSeq genome assembly. Lineage: Eukaryota; Viridiplantae; Streptophyta; Magnoliopsida; Fabales; Fabaceae.